This is a messenger RNA of Dentiscutata erythropus, 191 nucleotides long. Lineage: Eukaryota; Fungi; Glomeromycota; Glomeromycetes; Diversisporales; Gigasporaceae. The record is from the annotation of a GenBank genome assembly.
AGAAUUAUCUGAUUAUAAACAAGAUUUGAUUAAAAAAGUUGAAUCAGAUGAUGAAAGUGAAAUUGAAUAUGAUUCAGAUCCACAAAUUGAAUCUUUAGCUCAAUAUCACAACAGUGAUCAAAAUUCUGAAGUUGAUUAUGAUUUAGAAGAUAAAUUUUCUGAACUUGAUUCAGAUGAUUCUGAUUAUACAU